This is a messenger RNA of Drosophila bipectinata, 1195 nucleotides long. Its product is annotated as brachyurin. The record is from RefSeq and is a predicted model, not a curated record. Gene Ontology annotation, molecular function: serine-type endopeptidase activity. Gene Ontology annotation, biological process: proteolysis. NCBI's taxonomy places the organism in Eukaryota, Metazoa, Arthropoda, Insecta, Diptera, Drosophilidae.
UCUUAGCAGACAGAACUCAAAGAUACAGAGAUACAAAGAUACGACAAAAAGUUAGAACCCGAAAAAGUGACUCUAUUUAAAUACCUGUUCAGUGACAAGUGCAACCCAAACCAAACAAAAACUAUGCGCGGCAACAGUAUACCCCACGUUCUGGGACUGGGACUCCUUCUGCUGACUACUAUCUGCCUCCUGCCCACUCCCACGGAGAGCUACGCCAUCGGACAGUCAAAGUUCGGACGGAUCGAGAAGUUCCCCUACCAGGUGAUGCUCAUUGGCAAGCAGCUGUGGCGCAAGCGCAUUCUUUGCGGUGGAACCCUGCUGGACAGGCGCUGGAUCCUCACCGCCGGACACUGCACCAUGGGGGUGACCCAUUUCGACGUAUACCUGGGCACCAAGAGCGUGGAGGACACCGAGCAGCUGGGAGGACUGGUCCUGCGCUCCAACAAGUUCAUAGUCCACGAAAGAUUCAACCCGGAGACGGCGGCCAACGACAUCGCGCUGGUAAAGCUGCCCCGGGACAUUGCCUUCACUGCCAGGAUUCAGCCCGCUGUCCUGCCCACGAGAUACCGACACGACCAGUUCGCGGGUACGAGUGUGGUGGCCAGCGGAUGGGGCGCCACCGUGGAGAUGACGAACUCGGACUCCAUGCAGUACACCGAGCUGAAGGUGAUCUCGAAUGCAGAGUGCGCCCAGGAGUACGACGUGGUCACCUCCGGUGUGAUUUGUGCCAAGGGCCUGAAAGACGAGACAGUCUGCACAGGGGACUCUGGCGGACCACUGGUGCUCAAGGAUACUCAGAUGGUGGUGGGCAUUACCAGUUUCGGGCCCGCCGACGGCUGCGAGACGAACAUCCCAGGCGGCUUCACCCGGGUAACCCACUACCUGGACUGGAUCGAGAGCAAGAUUGGGGGGCAGCGCCACCAUCAGCCCCAUCAUGCAUACGGCUCUGAUAACCUUAUCUAAAAUGGGACAACCUCUUGCCCCAGGGCCCUUCGACUGAAUCUCUAGCUUUACACCCGAAAAGCAGUUCUCCAAUCUUGUGAUAUACCUCUCAUUGAAAAUUUGUACAUUUGUUUUUAGCCAUAACUAUUUAAACAUCUAUAUUUAUUUUUUAGUUUUAAGAUGAUGCCAAAACCGAAAUGCCGACCUCAGCGGCUAGAAAACAAAAAGAAAGCAUCGAAUGCAAAAUAUAAAG